CGUCAGUGAGGAAAACAGACAGUGGGAAAGUGCUCUCUUCCCACUCGGAAAACAAGAUCUGUCUGCUGUGCUUUGCGCUGCAGCAGACUUCAGUUCAGAGUGAGACUUUUUUUCCCCCCCGCAGAUACUGAACUCCUACUUACUUUCUUACUUACUUACUCCAGCACAGUUUUCUCCAGUAGGACACAACUGAUGGUUGACGUGAGCUCAGCAGCACUGCCCACGCAGGUGCCCGUCACCGCCGCAACUAUCCUCCCUAUGGACCUGCGGAUGGUUGACCACCACCACCAACAGACCAAUUAUGGAUUACUCCCCCAACCACAACCUGCAGCGCCCACAUCCAGCGCUUGUCCCACAUCUGACGGGCCAGUCAUUAACCACCAAGCGCAGCAGCUGCAGCAGGAGCUGGUGGCUCUCAAACACAAGCAGCAGCUCCAGAGACAGUUGCUCAUCGCCGAGUUCCAGAGGCAGGAUGAACAGCUGUCGAGGCAACAUGAGGUGCAGCUGCAUGAACACAUCAAGCAUCAACAGGAUUUAUUGGCGCUGAAGCACCAGCAAGAGCUGUUGGAGCACCAGCGGAAGAUAGAGCAGCAGCGCAACGAGCAGGAGUUGGAGAAGCAGCACCGGGAACACAAGCUGCAGCAGCUCAAAAACAAGGAGAGGGGACGAGAAAGCGCAGUUGCCAGCACAGAAGUAAAGAUGCGACUUCAAGCAUUUGUCCUGAACAAGAAGAAAGCCUUGGCUCAACGAACCCUAAACCACUGUCUGCCCAAUGAUCCACGCUACUGGUACGGGAAAACCCAACACAGCUCUUUGGAUCAAAGCUCACCUCCCCAAGCAACUUUGUCAGCAUACCAGCACCCAAUGUUGGGCACGUACGACUCAAAAGAUGACUUCCCUCUACGUAAAACAGCAUCCGAACCCAACCUGAAGCUCCGUUCCAGACUAAAGCAGAAGGUGACGGAGCGCCGCAGCAGUCCUCUCCUACGCAGGAAAGACGGCCCCAUCAUUGCUGCGAAGAAACGCUCCCUGGAUAUUGCCGACUCUGCAUGCAACAGCGCUCCGGGCUCGGGUCCCAGCUCCCCCAACAACGGCUCCAGUAACAUUCCCCAUGAGAACGGCAUCCCCAUGUCCAGCAGCCCAGGAGAGGCGUCCUUGCUUCAACGCCUGGUUUCAAGGGAUGGUUCGAUCAGCCACCUCUCACUUUACACCUCUCCUUCUCUGCCCAACAUUACCCUGGGUUUGCCAGCGACAUGCCCGGGGAGCAAUACGAUAUCAGGACAUCAAGAUGCUGAAAGUCGCCUGGCGCUGUCUGCAUUGCAGCAGGGCAUUCCUUUAACCUCCCCUUUCCUGCCCGCUGCCCACUUGCCCCCCUACUUGGCUUCUCCAGGUCUGGACAGAAACGGGGCCGGGGGAGGCACAGCUGGUCAUGCCCCCCUUCUCCAACACAUGGUGCUCUUGGAGCAGAGCCACAGUCCAAUGGUUGGUUUAAGCGGCCUCCCACUCCCGCCAUCGUCAAUCUCCAAGCUUGUGCGGGGCCACCACCCCCUGGGUAGAACCCAGUCAGCACCUCUGCCCCAACAACAGUGCGGUCCAGCUCAGGCACUGCAGCAGUUGGUGGUCCAACAGCAGCACCAGCAGUUUCUGGAAAAGCACAAACAACAGUUCCAGCAGCAGCAACAUAUCAUCAACAAGAUGAUGUCUAAACCCAGUGACCAGGGCUCGGCUGUCAGCUCCUCAACAUGCGUGUCAUCCAGGCAGCACCAGAGCCACCCAGAGGAGACGGAAGAAGAACUCAGGGAGCACCAAGGUCUUUUAUCCUCCUCCUCAUCUUCCUCUUUGGCCAUCAAGCAGGAGCCCCUUGAGCCUCAAGAGCAGGACGACAGGGAGCAGAGGGAGAGGCAGGCUGAACAGGAGCUCCUGUUCCGACAGCAGGCAGUGCUGCUGGAGCAACAGCGACUCCACCAGUUGAGGAGCUUCAGGUCCUCAAUGGAAGCAGCAGGAUUGCCCGUGAGCUUUGCAGGCCACCGCCCCCUCUCUCGGGCCCAGUCGUCUCCAGCUUCCUCCUGCUCCUUCGCCAUGAUGGUGCAGGAGCCAGCGACCAAGCCACGUUUUACUACAGGUCUGGUGUAUGACUCCUUGAUGCAGAAGCAUCAGUGUAUGUGUGGCAACACAAACAGUCAUCCGGAGCAUGCAGGCCGCAUCCAGAGUAUCUGGUCCCGCCUGCAGGAAACAGGUCUAAGGGGCCACUGCGAGUGUAUCCGAGGAAGGAAAGCCACAUUGGAGGAAUUGCAGACCGUCCACUCCGAGCCCCAUGUUCUUCUGUACGGAACCAACCCACUGCGCCAAAAGAUGGACUGUUCGACGAGUCCGAUGUUUGUGAGAUUACCCUGCGGAGGCGUUGGGGUGGACAGUGACACCAUCUGGAAUGAGGUCCAUUCAUCCAGCGCAGCUCGACUGGCGGUUGGUUCCGUGGUGGAGCUGGUCUUCAAAGUAGCGUCGGGAGAACUGAAGAAUGGUUUUGCGGUAGUGCGACCACCUGGGCACCAUGCAGAGGAGAACACUCCGAUGGGGUUCUGUUACUUUAACUCGGUGGCGAUAGCGGCCAGGCUCCUGCAGCAGAGGCUCAGUGUCAGCAAGAUCCUCAUUGUGGACUGGGAUGUUCACCACGGCAACGGCACCCAGCAGGCCUUCUACGCUGACCCCAGUGUUCUAUAUCUGUCGCUGCAUCGCUACGACGACGGUAACUUCUUUCCUGGAAGCGGAGCCCCUGAAGAGGUUGGCAGCGGGCCUGGCGCGGGCUUCAACGUGAACGUGGCGUUUACCGGAGGACUUGAACCUCCCAUGGGCGAUGCGGAGUACCUUGCAGCGUUCAGGACAGUGGUGAUGCCCAUUGCCAAUGAGUUUGCACCAGAUGUGGUUCUGGUAUCUUCUGGUUUUGAUCCAGUGGACGGACAUGCUCCACCACUAGGUGGAUACAACCUGACUGCCAAAUGCUUCGGGUACCUGACCAGGCAGCUAAUGGGCCUGGCAGGCGGUCGGCUGGUUCUUGCCCUGGAGGGAGGUCAUGACCUCACAGCCAUAUGUGACGCUUCUGAAGCCUGCGUGUCGGCUUUGCUUGGUAAUGAGUUGGAACCCAUCCCAGAUGAUGUGUUGCAUCAAAGGCCAAACACAAAUGCUGUCCACUCAAUGGAGAAAGUUGUUGAAGCUCACAGUAAAUACUGGCGCUCGCUACAACGCUCUGCCUCCACGCUCGGAUGCUCUUUGAGCGAAGCUCUGAGACGCGACGCUGAAGAGGCGGAGACCGUCUCUGCCAUGGCUUCGCUGUCUGUCGCCAACAAGAACAUCGGAGAGAAGACUCAAGAGGAACCAAUGGAGGAGGAAGCCCCCCAGUAAGAGGCCUUGUCGAUGUCCGAGCACCGAGACUUUUGUGUAUGACAAUUCUUUUAUUGCCACUUCCACACCUGUGCUCUUGUCGAAUCGAGAUGUCGUCACGAUGGCGAAGAAGACCGAAUAUGAAUAGAACGAUUUCUCGUUCUACCGUGAAUUGAGGAUGAAGUAGUAGAGGACUCAACCAAUUCACACUCGGUCAUUCAUUGUGCAUUUUCAAAUGAAACACGUGCAAUCCGCGUUCCACUUUGUUACAUAUUUCCAUCCGUCAGGCACGAUCCGAUGGUAUUAAGAUCGUGAUCCUGCGUCAAGAACCAUCCAUGCUCUGUUUUUUUUCAAUCUGAGAUUUUCCCAAUCCAAUGUGACGGAGAAAACAUUUGCGUGCGUGCCUUUGUUUUUGUUGUUCUCCAACGAGUACGGAGAGUUUGAAUAGUUUGUUGAAGAACUACAGUAUGCCUUAAAACAGGCUCGAUACAAGGGGGUCUCCCAGUCCGACUACACCCAUGCCUAAGACGUGCACGUCGGUGCAAAGACCUGGCAUGUUUCAUGCACCACAGCACGGCCUGUUAUCUUUUCUUUUAUUUCUAUUUGUGUCUCACUUCAGAAGGGAAGAAUCGUCCAUUUCAGCCUCGAGAUUGUACAUUCGGGAGGAGGUGGCGUAGCGUGCACUGUCGGACCUGUGAAAACGGCGAUGCUGUCUUUGCAUUGUGUAGAACAGGGGUGUCAAACUUUUUUAGAUGGGAGAAAAAUCUACUCCAAAGUGGGCCGGGCUGGUAAAAUCACAGCACGAUACUUUAAAAAUAAAUACAACUUCAAUACUUGUUUAAAAAUAGAACAAGCACAUUCUGGAAAUGUAGAAAUCAUAAAGUUGUUGGGUUUUUUUUACACUUAGAUGUUGCGGUUAACAGUAUUCUAAUUCUAAUUCUUUAUUUGUCGUUAUCUAUACUUUCUGAAUAAAUUGAGUGUUAAUGUUCAUCAGUCAACUCAUUUGUGUUCAUUUUAAAUGUAUAAAGAUUGAAAAAAAAGGUAAAACAUUAGUAUUGGGGAACACAUAUUCACCAUUAAUUAGUUGCUUAUCAACAUGCAAAUUAGUAACAUAUUGGCUCUUAAUUGGUCAUUAUUAAGUACUUAUUAAUGCCUUGUUCUAUAUAGCCUUAUUUUACAACCGGUAAGCCAUUAAGUAAGAGUCGUCCCUCAAAAAACUCAGAAUUAUUGCUUAUUAGUAACCCUAACCCUAACCCUUAUAUAGUGUCCAAAUAUCUCUUGAAUAAUCGUAUUCUGUCUUUAUUGGUCGUUAUUUAUACUUUUUGAAUAAAUUACGUGAUAAUGGUCAUCAGACAACUAAUUUGUGUUAAUUUUCAAUCCAUCAAACUAAAAAAAAGGUAAACUUUAGUAUGGGGAACACAUAUUCACCUUUAAUUAGUUGCUUAUCAACAUGCAAAUUAGUAACAUAUUGGCUCUUAAUUGGUCAUUAUUAAGUACUUAUUAAUGCCUUAUUCUGCAUGGCCUUAUUAUAAAACCAGUAACUCAUUAACUAAGUAGCUUCCCUUAAUAACCUCAGAAUUAUUGCUUAUUAGUAACCCUAACCCUUAUAUGUUCCCCUAGUGUCCAAAUAACUCUUGAAUAAUUUUAUUAUAUCUUUAUUGGUCGUUAUUUAUACUUUCUGAAUAAAUUACGUGAUAAUGUUCAUCAGUCAACUCAUUGGUGUUAAUUUUCAAUUUAUCAAGAUAAGAAAAUAAGGUAAAACUUUAGUAUGGGCAACACAUAUUCACCAUUAAUUAGUUGCUUAUUAACAUGCAAACUAGUAACAUAUUGGCUCUUAAUUAGUCAUUAUUAAGUACUUAUUAAUGCCUUGUUCUAUUUGGCCUUAUUUUACAACCAGUAAGCCAUUAAGUAAGAGUCUUCCCUCAAAAAACUGAGAAUUAUUGCUUAUGAAUAACCCUAACCCUAACUCUUAUAUCAGGUGUCGGCAACCCAAAAUGUUGAAAGAGCCAUAUUGGGCCAAAAAUACAAAAACAAAUCUGUCUGGAGCCGCGAAACAAAUCUAAAAGCCAUAUUACAUACAGAUAGUGUGUCAUGAGAUAUAAAUUGAAUUAAGAGGACUUAAAGGAAACUAAAUGAGCUCAAAUAUAGCUAUAAAUGAGGCAUAGUGAGGCAAUGUGUACAUAUAGCUAGCCGAAAUAGAAUGUUAGCAACUAUUAGCUUGCAGUCAUGCAGUGACCAAAUAUGCCCGAUUAGUUUUCCAAACAAGUCAACAAAACUCACCUUUGUGCUUUUACGCACAACAUUAAAAGUUUGGUUGACAAAAUGAGACGGACAAAGAAGUGGCAUAAAACACGUCCUAGAAAGUAGGAGAAAGUUGUACAUGUAAACAAACCACGGUGAGUUCAAAGACCGCCAAUAUUAGUAGGACAAAACGGCGCUCGCCAAAUAUUCGAAUCAGUGAAGCAUGUUUAAUACAAACAGUGUGCUUUGUAACAUUUAGGGAGACUUGUGUCAUGUUUGUCCUCCUACAGAAACCAUAUUAAAACAAAAAAUAUAUUUUUUCCCUUCAUCUUUUUCCAUUUUUCAUACAUUUUUGAAAAAGCUCCAGAGAACCUCUAGUGCGGUUGUUAACCCCCGUCUUAUAUGUUCCCUUAGUGUCCAAAUAACUGUUAAAUAAUUCUAUUUCAUCUUUAUUUGUUGUUAUUUAUACUUUUUCAAUAAAUUACGUGAUAAUGUUCAUCAGUCAACUCAUUGGUGUUCAUUUUCAAUUUAUCAAGAUAAAAAAAUAAGGUAGCACUUAAGUAUGGGAAACACAUAUUCACCAUUAAUUAGUUGCUUAUCAACAUGCAAAUUAGUAACAUAUCGGCUCUUAAUUAGUCAUUAUUAAGUACUUACUAAUGCCUUGUUCUAUAUAGCCUUAUUUUACAACCAGUAAGCCAUUAGCUAAGAGUCUUCCCUUAAUAAGCCCAGAAUUAUUGCUUAUUAGUAACCCUAACCCUUUCAUGUUCCCCUAGUGUCCAAAUAACUCUUGAAUAAUUGUAUUAUAUCUUUAUUGGUCGUUAUUUAUACUUUCUGAAUAAAUUACGUGAUAAUGUUCAUCAGUCAACUCAUUGGUGUUAAUUUUCAAUCUAUUAAGAUAAAAAAAUCAGGUAAGACUUUGGAAUCGGGAACACAUAGUCACCAUUAAUUAGUUGCUUAUCAACAUGCAAAUUAGUAACAUUUUGGCUCUUAAUUAGUCAUUAUUAAGUACUUAUUAUUGCCUUAUUCUGCUUGGCCUUAUUAUACAACUAGUAAGCCAUUAUCUAAGAGUCUUCCCUUAAAAACCUCAGAAUUAUUGUUUAUUAGUAACCCUAACCCUAACCCUUUUAUGGUCCCAUAGUGUCCAGAUAACUCUUGAAUAAUUGUGUUAUGUCUUUAUUUGUCGCUAUUUAUACUUUCAGAAUAAAUUACGUGAUAAUGUUUAUCAGUCAACUCAUUAGUGUUAAUUUUCAAUUUAUCAAGAUAAAAAAAUAAGGUAAAACUUUAGUAUGGGGAACACAUAUUCACCAUUAAUUAGUUGCUUAUCAACAUGCAAAUUUGUAACAUAUUGGCUCUUAAUUAGUCAUUAUUAAGUACUUAUUAAUACCUUAUUCUGCAUGGUCUUAUAAUACAACCUGUAAGCCAUUAACUAAGAGUCUUCAGUCAAUAACCUCAGAAUUUUUGGUUAUUAGUAACCCUAACCCUAACCCUUUUAUGUUCCCCUAGUGUCAAAAAAACUCUAUAUUAAGUAUUUGUUACUUUAAUACUCAACUAUUUAAUGGUGAAUAUGAUCUCCAUACUAAAGUGUUACCGAAAAUAAUAUCAAAAUCCAAUUACAGGAUGUUAUUUAUGUAUUUUGCUCAUUAUCCUCAUGUGUUUUUUUUUUUACAAAUAAUUGCUAUCGCGACAUCUAGUGGACACAGUUAAAACAGCAGUUUCUUUCAUUCCAAAAUUUUGGCUCAUUUUUAUACUCCGCAAACCUGUUUGUUAGCCUGAUCCGCCCCACUGGCCGUACGUUUGACACCCCUGGUGUAGAAUGUCACUUUUUACAGGAAUAUCUCUCCACUAGACAUAUUUGGAAGCCUUCUCUCUUUGACAACAUUGUUUCCACAACAACAAUGACCUUACCGCCUGGGUCUUUCCAGAGGGGUUGCAAAAAGGCCACAGCUGCCUGCACAUCUGCUCCCCAAAUGUCAGGUGUGAGAGCAUGUGGCAGGUGUGUGCACUUCUAUGCAGUUCACAUUUCCAAUGUUUGUACUCCUUUUUUCCCCCCUCCCUAUGUUGCAUUAUAUUCAGGCAGUAGGACCGUGUGAUUUUUUCCUCAACCAAUCAGUAAAUAGUAUUAGUAAUAGUACAGGUGGUCCUGAAGUUGCUAUGUUUUUCCUACGACGUGUUAAAAUACAGAGAAAAAAAAUCAAACUAAAUAAUUACAAUCUCAGUCAACCCAUUAGAAAACUCACUCCCAUGAAUCCACUUACGUCUCUUUGGGAUGCAGCGUUAAUUCCUCUCUUCCAGCCGAGAUACUAGCAACCUUUUUAAUUAACUAAUUAGACCACUACACUGCUUAAUUAUUACUGUUGCUUCCAUAGACACAUAUCCUUGGACAUGGUGAAUGAUCCUUAUCCUUAAUCAGUCUUUUUAAACCUUUUCCGAGCCAAGGCACAAUUUUUUCCAUUGAAAAAAUCCUGAGGCACACCGGCGAGAAGAAAACAUUAAAAAAAUGAUACUCAGCAGCCGAUAUUGACAAUAAAAAGUUGUUCUCGCAAUUGUUGGAUAUGAAUUUAAACCAUAUCCACCUAUGCAUCACUAUAGCUCUUGUCUUAUAGUAGGUUUACACUGGUUUCCUGUGUGUAGGGUUUUAGUUCUUGUCUUGCGCUCCUAUUUUGGUAUUGAUUGACAUGUACGGAUGCACUUUGUGGACGCCGUCUGCUCCACACACCGUAAGUCUUUGCUGUCGUCCAGCAUUCUGUUUUUGUUUACUUUACAGACAGUUCAGUUUAAAGGCCUACUGAAAUGAGAUUUUCCUAUUCAAACGAGGAUAGCAGGUCCAUUCUAUGUGUCAUAUUUGAUCAUUUCGCGAUAUUGCCAUAUUUUUGCUGAAAGGAUUUAGUAGAGAACAUCCACGAUAAAGUUCGCAACUGGAGAAAAGCCCUGCCUCUACCGUAAGUCGCAGACGAUGAUGUCACAUGUUUGAUGGCUCCUAACAUAUUCACAUUGUUUAUAAUGGGAGCCUCCAACAAAAAGUGCUAUUCGGACCGAGAAAACGACAAUUACCCCAUUAAUUUGAGCGAGGAUGAAAGAUUUGUGUUUGAGAAUAUUGAUAGCGACGGAUUAGAAAAAAGAAAAAAAACGCGAUUGGGACGUAUUCCGAUGUUUUUAGACACAUUUACUAGGAUAAUUCUGGGAAAUCCCUUAUCUUUUUAUUGUGUUGCUAGUGUUUUAGUGAGUUAAAUAGUACCUGAUAGUCGGAAGGGUGUCUCCACGGGUGUCGUGACGCGCAGUGUCUCAGGGGAGUCGACGGCAGCUAUGGACGGAACAAGCUCAGCUUUUCUCCGGUAAGAAGCGACUUUUUAGCCACAAUUUUCUAACCGAAACCUGCUGGUUGACAUUCCGUCUUGAUUCAUGCUGGCUUGACCGCCCUCUGAUCCACAGUAACGUUUCACCUCCAGGAAUUUUAAACAAGGAAUCACCGUGUGUUUGUGUGGCUAAAGGCUAAAGCUUCCCAACUCCAUCUUUCCACUGUGACUUCUCCAAUAUUAAUUGAACAAAUUGCAAAAGAUUCAGCAACACAGAUCUCCAAAAUACUGUGUGAUUAUGCCGUUAAAGCAGACGACUUUUAGCUGUGUGUGUGUGCAGCGCUCAUACUUCCUAAAAACCCAUGAUGUCUUGCGCACACGUCAUCAUUACACGACGUUUUCAAGACGAAACUCCCGGGAAAUUAAAAAUUGUAAUUUAGUAAACUAAAAAGGCCGUAUUGGCAUGUGUUGCAAUGUUAAUAUUUCAUCAUUGAUAUAUAAACUAUCAGACUGCGUGGUCGGUAGUAGUGGGUUUCAGUAGGCCUUUAAAUUUCUUUUUGCAUAGCCAUCCUUAAGCUUCAAUGCCUUUCCUUAACGGCACUUGCCUUUUUUAUUUUUGGUUUAAGCAUUAGAAAUCUUUUUACCUGCACACUGCCUCCCGCAUAUUUGAUCAGGACAAACCCUGUUCCCGACAUCUAUAAAGCAAUUAGCUACCUGCUGCCACCUACCGAUAUGCUGAGCUCCAGACAGUACAGAUACUCAAAAACGGCACAUUAUUUGUGGAAUAUAAUUACUGGUUUGCAUAAAAUAUUUUUAACCCAAGUAGGUGAAAUUACUUAAUCACCAAACAAUAUGUCACGGUACAGUGGUUGAAAAACACUGUCCUUAAUGAUGGUCGCGACCAGUGUUCAGAAAAACAAUGUUUUUUCUAGUAAUGAGUAAUAUAAAGAAAUUUCGGGCAGGGGAAAUCUCCUAAAGCCCAAAUGGGGAAAAUAAUAAACCUUGUGAAGGGGCCACAGAUGUGGGGCAACAAUGGAUGCCAAGUAGGUACAGUUAUUGAAUUAUUUGCGAUAAUGUGAGAGUCAGGUUUAUUAAUUAAUUAUUUUUAUGGACAUUACGUUACGUUAUUGUCAUGUUAUUCAUAAUAAUUGUGAACAAUGCAUUAAAAUUGGCCCUAGUGUGUGAAUGUGAGUGUGAAUGUUGUCUGUCUGUCUAUCUGUGUUGGCCCUGCAAUUAGGUGGCGACUUGUCCAGGGUGUACCCCGCCUUCCGCCCGAUUGUAGCUGAGAUAGGCGCCAGCGCCCCCCGAGACCCCGAAAGGGAAUAAGCAGUAGAAAAUGGAUGCAAAAUUCCCAAAAAAGUAAAGUACCCCUAUAGCUCUAGACUUCUUCCGUUAGUUUGAGAUUGUCUUUACUGCCUCAAGUGGUGGAAAAGUGUAUUACAACUUUGUACCUCUAUGGCAAUUGUUCUCAAACUUUUUUCAGUGAUGUACCCCCUGUGAACAUUUUUUUAAUUCAAGUACCCCCUAAUCAGAGCAUAGCAUUUAUGGUUGAAAAAAAGAGAUUAAGAAGUAAAAUACAGCACAAUGUUAUCAGUUUCUGAUUUAUUAAAUUGUAUAACAUUGCAAAAUAUUGCUCAUUUGUAGUGGUCUUUCUUGAACUAUUUGGAAAAAAAGAUACAAAUAUAACUAAAUUAUAAAUAAAGAUUUCUACACAUAGAAGUAAUCAUCAACUUAAAGUGCCCUCUUUGGGGAUUUGAAUUGAGAUCCAUCUGGAUUCAUGAACUUAAUUCUAUACAUUUUUUCACAAAAAAAGAAUAUUUCAAACAUAACUAAUAUUCAUGGAACAUGUUCACGAAAAAUCUAGCUGUCAACACUGAAUAUUGCAUUGUUGAAUUUAUUUUCACAGUUUAUGAACUUACAUUCAUAUUUUGUUGAAGUAUUAUUCAAUAAAUAAAUUUAUAAAGGAUUUUUGGAUUGCUGCUAUUUUUAGAAUAUUUAAAAAAAAAUCUCACGUACCCUAUGGUGAAGAAACACUCGAUUAAUCUGCAUUAACACGAUCAUUUUGGCAGACCUACAUUUUUGGUAGUGCAUUGAUAACCACAAAAAAAAACCUCAAACCAGGACCACCUGUUUAUCAUUAUUACGUUUUUUUAAAUAUUGAAGAUAAUAAUAUUUUUUAAUUAUGAGUAUGACAUUAGAGAUGUUAACAAAUUGAUCUUUUCUCACUAGAUUCUGAAGAUUGCAUUUUUUGGGCAGCUACUUUCUCUCCUACAUGGCUGUCUCAUUAAUUAAUUAUUUAAAAAAUUGUGAAUUGAGUUACUUGCUUUGCUUUUGAACGCCCUCAAUAUUCCUGCCACAUGCUCACCACAAAGGACUUCCGGUUGAAUCCCGUUCCAUGGCUCGCCAUCUUUGCGCGGACGUGGUGACUUUGCUGUUUGUUUUUUAACAUGUUGUAUAUUUUGUUGCCUUGUUUGUUACAUUGCUGACAUGCUUCACUACAGAUGAGGGUUUAGAUAAAACAUGCUGUUCUGGACCGAGGGCUUUUGUGGGAAUUGUUUCUACUUUGUAUACAAUUGUGUAUUUACUGUCUGUUCAUAGUAGAGUUAUAAAUACAUAUAUAUAUAUAUGAAAAGAAAUGAUUAUAUUCUUGAACAAUAUGAAUGCGUUCUUACGUGUAGGGUGUUACUGAAUGCACCAUUUGCUGUCCUUGGUUACAGUUUGUUGUUCCAUUGUGCUUUUUAUCAGCUGUCUUUUUGGUCAGUGAUGACAACUUUUUGGACUUUUCCAUUCCUGCGGCACCACGUCUUUAACUGCCGUUUGCCCGCCGAUCUGCUUCACAUAUCCAUGCACAUAUUUGUACUUUUUUCCAAAUGUUCUGGUCUUUUUUUUUGGUCUGUAGAUUCAAUUGUAGAAGAAAAUGCAUUUUAUAUGGCACAUGUUACAUUUUAGUAAUUCAAGAAACAUGAGAUUAAAUUGGAAUUUUAAAAUUCUCAAA
This is a messenger RNA of Nerophis ophidion (straightnose pipefish), 11904 nucleotides long. RefSeq names its product histone deacetylase 4 (gene hdac4). Bases 193 to 3396 code for a protein of 1067 amino acids. Gene Ontology annotation, biological process: chromatin organization; negative regulation of transcription by RNA polymerase II. The record is from RefSeq and is a predicted model, not a curated record. Gene Ontology annotation, molecular function: histone deacetylase activity. The transcript is spliced from 26 exons. Gene Ontology annotation, cellular component: histone deacetylase complex. NCBI's taxonomy places the organism in Eukaryota, Metazoa, Chordata, Actinopteri, Syngnathiformes, Syngnathidae.